AUGAUUAAAUAUAUGAAACAGAAAAAAGUCAGGAAAGCGCAACAUGUUACGCUGCCACGGAACACAACCUUACAAGUUAUUAGAACUUUUGUCAGUAAAUUGAAUAAAAGACAUGAAGAGGCCUAUGAGAAGUAUAAUGAGCUCAUCGUAUUGGAACCUAAUAAAUUACAACAGCAUGUUGAGUAUUUAGCGGGUUUGACAAAGCUUUUACUCUAUGAGAAACUAACAAUAUGGCGUAGAAUCUGUGAUAUAGAAAAUGAAGAGCUCUCACGUCGUCACUUCCGAGAUGCACAACUCGCACAUCACUACCGCACAAAAGCUGAAAAUGAAGUCCGUGAAACUUGCUUUAAAAUGAUGACUGAGAUGUAUGAGAAGUUGUACUUUUCAACUGAUACAGUUCAUAAAAAGAUCAUGUACUAUAAGCUUAAGGCUGACUUUUAUAAAGUCUUCUGCGAGUUCAAAUUUGAAGAUUUGAGAGAGGAAUCAGUGGAUGAGGUCUUAAAAUCAUAUCGUAUGGCAUUGGAAUUGGCAAAUGGCGCUUAUUUAAAACGUCAUCCUUUAAGUUUAUCAAUUCACCUAAGUUUGUGCAUUUUUCUGUAUCAGGAACUCAAUGAGUACGAGACUGCCAUAUGUUUAGCUCAGCGUGCAAUUGAGGAGGCCUAUGCAAGCGAUGCCAACAUGGAUCCCCAAUUGGAUCAACAGAGUGCUGAGUUUUUUCGGUAUUUAAAUGAAAACUUGAAGCUCUGGUAUAAUGAGCAGAUUGCCUUGAUGAAAAAUGGAUGCUAA
Molecule: messenger RNA, 786 nt
Organism: Teleopsis dalmanni
Lineage: Eukaryota; Metazoa; Arthropoda; Insecta; Diptera; Diopsidae
Product: 14-3-3-like protein B
Exons: 1
Coding region: 1-786 (261 amino acids)
Biological process (GO): signal transduction
Cellular component (GO): cytoplasm
Source: RefSeq, a predicted model, not a curated record